Alnus glutinosa is the source of this 1704-nucleotide messenger RNA. RefSeq lists its product as uncharacterized. The transcript has 7 exons. The record is from RefSeq and is a predicted model, not a curated record. Lineage: Eukaryota; Viridiplantae; Streptophyta; Magnoliopsida; Fagales; Betulaceae. The coding region runs from base 190 to 1476 and encodes 428 amino acids.
GACAACAACCAACGCUAUUUUUUUUAUUUUUUUUUGGUUUUAACUGCGUUUACAAGCCUGAACCCAAGAAUUGAUGGGGUGGACCCGAGUCGUCUACCAGUCUACCAGAGAGAUCCACGCCUUUCUUACUCGCUAAGGAAACUUGCACUAUAUUUGUACAUUUUCAGUCUCUCUAACACACACAAAAUCAUGGAGGAGCCACUGCUCUCAGAACAAGGAAGUGAAGCGGGAGAGAAAGAGAGCGGAAAAUGGAGUUCGUACCAGUACGUGGGAAGAACGGGCUCUGUGAUUCCUACUACUUCGUUGGCCGGCACUGAGGUCAGCGUCGAGGAGAUUCGGUCGGCGGCUUUUUUUUCCGAUCCCUACCCGCCUUCCCUUCACAGCGCUUUGGUCAGCGAGCCCGAGCCCGAGCCCGAUCCUAAUGAGCAAGCUAUUGUUUAUCAAGGUGGAUAUGGAGGAGAUUAUGGUGGAGCCACCAGUGAUUUCGGGAGGCAAAUAUUGGAUGAAGUAGAGAUACGUGAAUUGCUCAUUGAUCAUGUUGGUCAUCGUUGCUGUUGGGGAAGUCGUCCUGCUCGGACAUGGAAGAUUCAUGCAGUGGAAGACUGCAAUGUUUAUGUAGGAACCCUAGAUACUUUUAUAGAGGAAAGGGAAACUUUAAGAGAAACAGAACCAUACCUCAGUGGGGAUAUUGAUGGAAGGGAUAAAGGGCCUGAACUUGGAAUCUGGGAAUUGGAUUUAAAAUCUGAGUUCCCUGUCCUAUUUAUACCUUAUAAAGAAUCAAAAGCGAAAAUUCCUCAUUCUGAACGCAUUGAGAAAUGCUCAGGAUGUGCAGGACGGGGAAAUAUCGUCUGUUCUAAAUGUAAUGCAGACCAAGAACCUGGAUUUUUUAAGGAAAAUCAGAUGGCCCAAUGCCCUGUUUGUUAUGGAAGAGGUUUAAUUGCCCAUAGAGAUGGAUCUGACACAAUAUGUAUGAAAUGUAAUGGCAAGGGACAGAUUCCCUGUGCUACUUGUGCAUCUCGUGGGCUAAUUAAAUGUGAGACAUGUCAUGGAAGUGGUUCUCUUCUCUCACGCAAUGUUGCAGUUGUUAGAUGGAAGACACUCUCAAAUCGAAAAGUUGGUGCAACAAGCGGAGCAGCAUCAGUUCCUGAUGAGGUUUUCCACAAAGCCAAAGGUGUCCAGUUGUGCAACACUCAGGCAUAUCAAUGCACUCCAGCCUUUUUUGCCGACUCUUUCUUCCUCAACAAGUUUUCUUCUGAAGUUAUUGCGGACAGAGCUCAUGUACCUCCCUCCUCUAGGGUCAUAUGUGAGAGGCAUACCAUCUCCGUUGUGCCAGUUACACGCGUCACCAUGGCUCAUCGUGCUCGAACCUUUACUUUCUAUAUUAUUGGUUUUAGCAGGGAGGUUUACUUGAAGGAUUACUAUCCUUCACGGUUUUGCUGGGGUCUAUGUCCUUGCUUGGAGUGGCUGAAGCUGUGAUUUGGCAAAUUUUCAUGUUCCUUUGCUGCUUUUGCCGAGCAAUAAGUUAUGGGAUUUCUCAUUUUCAAAAUAUUUGGGACCAAAAUUUCAUUUGUUGGUAAAUAGUUUGCUUGCAUUGCAGCACUUGGGGUGUUGUUCUGCUACACCAUAUCACGGCGUUUGUAUGUACUAUUGCUCUUUACCAUUGAGUGCUUUUUGAGAUAAUGAAAGUUCUGUUUCUUUUUGUAA